Chlamydomonas reinhardtii is the source of this 1418-nucleotide messenger RNA. RefSeq lists its product as uncharacterized. The record is from RefSeq and is a predicted model, not a curated record. Gene Ontology annotation, biological process: siroheme biosynthetic process. NCBI's taxonomy places the organism in Eukaryota, Viridiplantae, Chlorophyta, Chlorophyceae, Chlamydomonadales, Chlamydomonadaceae. The transcript has 7 exons. Gene Ontology annotation, molecular function: uroporphyrin-III C-methyltransferase activity. The coding region runs from base 84 to 971 and encodes 295 amino acids.
GAUCGCUGUAGUAUCUUCACUAGUAUUGCAACACAUUCGAAGGAGAUAUCAAGCUAAGUACAACACGCGUUGAACAUCAGAAGAUGCUUUGUAAUCGCCAACGCCUGCUACUUGAGCAAAAGACAAGUUACACAUUAAAAGCACCGACAAAGCGAUUGGCAAGUAAACGUGGGUGCUGCCAGCAGCAGACACGCACAAUUGCCAACUCAAGCAGCGAGGCUGCCAGCACCAGCGGUGGGAAUGGGGCCGCAGGGAGAUGCUAUCUGGUCGGCGCGGGCCCUGGCCCAGCUGACUAUCUAACGAUGCGGGCGGUCAAACUGAUCGGAGCAGCAGACGCUAUUGUGUACGAUGACCUGGGCUGCGAGGAUGCACUGAGCUAUGCGCGGCCCACCGCCGCGCUGGUGUAUGUGGGCAAGCGCGGCGGCAAGGCGGAGAGCCUGAAGCAGCCGCAAAUUGACCAGAUCAUUGUGGACCUAUGCAGCCAGGGCAAACAAGUGGUGCGGCUCAAAGGAGGCUGCCCGGCGGUGUUCUCACGAGUAGCAAGCGAGAUGUCGGCCCUGGACGCCGCCGCCAUCCCCUACGAGCUAGUGCCGGGUGUGUCCUCCGCUCUGGCCGCCCCGCUGUUCGCCGGCGUCCCGCUCACACACGUCAGCCUGAGCCCCUCGUUCACCGUGGUCAGCGGGCACGACGUGGCCGGCACCGACUGGGCGGCGUUCCGGGGGCUGCCCACGCUGGUGGUUCUGAUGGCGGGUCGUAACCUGGGGCAGAUAGCCCGGCGGCUUGUGCAGGACGCGGGGUGGGCGCCCGAUACACCUAUGGCAGUGGUGCGCUCGGCUGGGCUUCCCGAGCAGCGCACGUGGCUGACGAGCUUGGGCAGUGCUGAGGCGGACCUGGUGGAAGCUGGCCAGCUGUCGCCAUGCAUUGUGGUGGUGGGCAAGGUGGCUGCGACCGGCAACUACGCACGAACGUGACAGCGGUCGGUUAUAAGGAGGGACUGCCUAAGGCAGGCAGUGCUGUCCACGCAGUGGAAUUCUUCAUUGUGUGCGGGCGGGGGGGGGGGCGGCGGCGGCGGGGUUUGAUGGAUCCUGCCAGACGGGCAGCAACGUGGCAAGAAGUACUGGCACGGCUUAGCCAGAUGUCGUAAAAGGCAGCGCAAUGUAAGAAUGUUAGCAUGUAGGAGGUUGCUGCUGGCGACGGGCCAGUUGCCGACGGGGUUGCGGCGUCGCGCGCCGCCGCCCAGCACCUCGGCAUGCGGGGCUGUUCAGGGGGAGGCUACUGCACGGCAAGGACUGUAUGUGCAAGGGAAUGGAGAAGUAACGUGCACCGGCGACGGUUCCACCGCGUGUGUGGGUGUGCGUGUGUUUCCGUCCAUCUGAGCGUAGCGUUAUCGGAGCAAGGUCUUAUGCCUCAUAAGGUUC